Molecule: messenger RNA, 4198 nt
Organism: Monodelphis domestica (gray short-tailed opossum)
Lineage: Eukaryota; Metazoa; Chordata; Mammalia; Didelphimorphia; Didelphidae
Biological process (GO): regulation of transcription by RNA polymerase II
Molecular function (GO): RNA polymerase II cis-regulatory region sequence-specific DNA binding; DNA-binding transcription factor activity, RNA polymerase II-specific
Source: RefSeq, a predicted model, not a curated record
CCCAGGAACCCAAGCUGGACUCCAUUUCCCAGCAUUCCUGACUCAGGAUUUCAUGUAAACCCUGCCCUUUCCCCAGGCUUUCUCCAUUUCCCAGAAUGCUUAGUUUCUGAAGUGACAGCAGUCUUGGCUCCUUCCCCUGUGGCAUCCCCAAGGCAUUCUGGGAACCUCUUAUAGGUAGUCUCAGCUCUGGGAAGGCUCACAUUUGCGGUUUUUGGACCCUUUUUUUAGGUGAGGCUUGGAGGGAGUCAGUGCGCCGGCGCAGCUCUGGCUCCCCGUGUUGGCUACUGAGACUUUCUGCUCCCAGUUCCUGGGCCGCAGGAAGACCCGGGUGGUGCAGUUUCAGAUUGCUGAGCUGGGGGAAAGGGGAGGCGCAUGUGCAAGCAGAGGAGGGGCAGGAGCCCGCUUCCCAUGUAAAUGCUUGUGGUCGGGGGAGUGGCAGUCUCUAUGUGUGUGUCCUUGACUGACCAUUACUUUAAAGGACCACAGAAAAGGGACAAACACGGAAGUGCCUGGCUCAGGCCGGGGUGGCUCUGUCUAUACCAGGAGCCAUGGAGGGCUUUGCCCUCCCCCAUAGUAGAGAAUGAGUCUGCAGCCCCGAUGGGAGAAGCAGUCAACGUGAGCCUGUUAGUGGGCAGCGAGGGUGGGGGUUCCUGUGCCCACAUUCCAUGGAUGGAGCCCGAUCUUGGGCACAGAAGAAAUGCCAACAGGCUCUCCCCCACCCCCACCUGAUGCCCAUCUUCCCCUCUGCCCCCCCAUGUCCCACAAUCCAGCAGUGCAGUUUAUGAAUGGAAUGGAACCAAAGAUGGCGGCAGAAAAGGUGUCCAAAGAGGAGGUCUCCCUACCUUGGGGCUCCCACUCCCAGAAGAACUUGAGUCUACCCCAAGCAGAGACCCCAGAGCCAGAGGGAAUAGCUCCCAAGAUCCUGAGGCCCCCAUCCCAGAGGCAGAGAUAUAAUUUUGAAGUGACAGAGAUGUCUACGAAGCUGAGGCUUUUUGUGGAAGGAUCUGGCGUCCAAAGGUGCAUGAAUGAGGUUCCCCAUGACUGCAUUUUGAGAGAAAUCUGUGACUCUGAUAUGCAGGGCUCAUUAACAUUCAAGGACAUUGCUGUGGAUUUCACCCAGGAAGAGUGGUGCCUACUGGACCAUACUCAGAAGGAAUUGUACCUGGAGGUCAUGCUGGAGAAUGUGCAGAAUCUAUUCUCUGUGGGUCUUCCAGUUCCUAGAGAAUAUUGUACCUCCUGUUUUCAACAAGGGAAAGUACCAUGGCAGCUAGAGCCAAAAGGCCCCAGGAGCUCCUGUCCAGAGGCAGAGACUAAUUUUGAAGUGAAGGACAUGUCUACAAAACUGAGGAUUUUUGUGCAAGAAUCUGACCCCAAAAGAUGGAUUAAUGAUGCCCAUGGCUUCAUUUUGAGAGAAAUCUCUGACUCUGAUAUGAAAAUAAACAAAAAUAUACAGAGUGAUUGUGAAUUUGAUGACCCUUCGGAGAAAUUCAGUCAAUGUUCAGUCUUCAAUCAGUAUAUGAAAAUGACCUCAGGAAAUGACUAUUGUCAGAAUAGUAAAUACAGCAAAUGCUUUCCUGAAGAAGUACGACUUUUUCAGUUGAAUGAGAAGCCUUCUGAAAAGCCCAUGUAUCAAGGUAACUUAGGAGGAAUGGCCUUUAGCUACAAUUUAGACUUCAUUAGACAUACAAAAAGUAAAUGGGUAGAGAUGGUUUCUGUGAGGAAUGAAGUAGAGAAACCUUUCAGUCAAAACUCUAAUCUUGCUGCACAUCAAAUAAUCGAUUCAGGAGAGAAACCUUAUGAAUGUGAACAAUGUGGAAAGGCUUUCAAACAAAGGGUCUCUCUUGUAGUACAUCAUAGAAUCCACUCUGGAGAGAAACCUUAUGAAUGUAAACACUGUGGAAAGGCUUUCACAGAAAGGGGAUCUCUCACUAGACAUCAGCUAAUCCACACUGGAGAAAAACCUUAUGAAUGUAAAGAGUGCGGAAAGACUUUCAUAGAGAGAAGAUAUCUGGCUAAACAUCAGAGAAUCCACUCUGGAGAGAAACCUUAUGAAUGUAAACAGUGUGGAAAGGCUUUUACAGAAAGCAGCUCUCUUGCUGCCCAUCAGAGAAUCCACACUGGAGAGAAACCUUUUGGAUGUAAACAGUGUGGAAAGGCUUUCACGCAGAGUCGCUAUCUUGCUGCCCAUCAGAGAAUCCACACUGGAGAGAAACCUUAUGAAUGCAAACAGUGUGGAAAGGCUUUUACACAAAGAAGUCAACUUGCUGCCCAUCAGAGUAUCCAUACUGGAGAGAAACCUUUUGAAUGUAAAGAAUGUGGAAAGACUUUCAAAAGGAGAAAAUCUCUGGCUAAACAUCAGAGAAUCCACACUGGAGAGAACCUUUAUGAAUGUAAACACUGUGGCAAGGCUUUUACAGAAAGCAGCUCUCUUGCUGUCCAUCAGAGAAUCCACACUGGAGAGAAACCUUUUGAAUGUAAACAGUGUGGAAAGGCUUUCACGCAGAGUCGCUAUCUUGCUGCCCAUCAGAGAAUCCACACUGGAGAGAAACCUUAUGAAUGUAAAGAGUGCAGAAAGACUUUCAUAGAAAGAAGAUCUCUGGAUAACCAUCAGAGAAUCCACACUGGCGAGAAACCUUAUGAAUGCAAACAGUGUGGAAAGGCUUUUACACAAAGCAGCUCUCUUGCUGCACAUCAGAGAAUCCACACUGGAGAGAAACCUUUUGAAUGUAAAGAAUGUGGAAAGACUUUCAUAGAGAGAAGAUCUCUGGCUAAACAUCAGAGAAUGCACUCUGGAGAGAAACCUUAUGAAUGUAAACAGUGUGGAAAGGCUUUCAUAGAGAGAAGAUCUCUGGUUAAACAUCAGAGAAUCCACUCUGGAGAGAAACCUUAUGAAUGUAAACAGUGUGGAAAGGCUUUCGCACAAGGAAGUCAUCUUCUUAGACAUCAGUUAAUCCACACUGGAGAGAAACCUUAUGAAUGUAAACAUUGUGGAAAGGCUUUCACGCAGAGUUGUUAUCUUGCUGCCCAUCAGAGAAUCCACACUGGAGAAAAACCUUAUGAAUGUAAAGAGUGUGGAAAGACUUUCAAAGAGAGAAGAUCUCUGGCUAUACAUCAGAGAAUCCACACUGGAGAGAAACCUUAUGAAUGCAAACAGUGUGGAAAGGCUUUUACACAAAGCAGCUCUCUUGCUGCACAUCAGAGAAUCCACACUGGAGAGAAACCUUUUGAAUGUAAAGAAUGUGGAAAGACUUUCAUAGAGAGAAGAUCUCUGGCUAAACAUCAGAGAAUCCACACUGGAGAGAAACCUUAUGAAUGUAAACACUGUGGAAAGGCUUUUACAUAUAGCUGCUCUCUUGCUACACAUCAACUAAUCCACACUGGAGAGAAACCUUAUGAAUGCAAACAGUGUGGAAAGACUUUCAGACAAAGGAGCAAUCUUGCUACACAUCAGAGAAACCACACUGGAGAGAAAUCUUUUGAAUCUAAACACUGUGGAAAGGCUUUCCCACACAGGAACUCUCUUGCAAUCCAUCAGCUAAUCCACACUGGAGAGAAGAAACCUUAUUGUAUCGGAUAAAAUCAUGCAAUAUUCUAUGUCAUACAUUUAUCAUUUAGUAAUGUUCGAUUGGAAACUUGUUGUAAAAAUUUGUUAAAAUUGGGUAUCCUUCAGGAAGAUACUAAUCUUUCCUUUUGAAGAGUAGAGAAAUUCCAUGCACACACACACACAGCAACUUUUUAGAUACAUAAAUAUUCACCUUUUAUUCACUCUUUUCUAAUGUGGCCAAAACCUCCUGUUUUCAAUUUUUUUUUUAAAACUUAUGGAUUAAGAGGCUAGAUUUCUGUUUCUAUUGGAAAAGUCUCGAAACAUGCAACUACAAUCUUAACUUUGUCCUAAAUGUUUCAGUUUGAAAGGCCUUGGCCAUAUCUAAAUCCUGGCUCAACUUAAAAAUUGCAAACUUAAGAAAUGCUCCCAUGAGUUCAACCAUUAUGGAGAUAAGGACAAGAUAAAGAAAAUGUAACAUACACAGAUAUUGUAUUAUAUACAAGUAGUGGGUGACUAGAAGGGGUGUAUUGUGUUAAUUUCUGAUGUGUUUUGAGUUCAUUUGUGUAUCCAUGGACAUUACUGUUGAGUCAGCCACUCAGAGCAGUGCCCCUGUCCUUAUCCUUUCCCUAAUAAAGGCUGCAUAUUUUGCUGCAA